Messenger RNA from Colletotrichum truncatum, 660 nucleotides. RefSeq lists its product as uncharacterized. The record is from RefSeq and is a predicted model, not a curated record. Lineage: Eukaryota; Fungi; Ascomycota; Sordariomycetes; Glomerellales; Glomerellaceae.
AUGGCUUGGGGAUUUGCUAUUUAUUAUUAUUCGCCUUUUACUGCAGUACUGUAUUCGAACAUGACACCAGCUCCAGAUGGUCAUUGGCCAAUCAAAAUGUCGUGUCAGUUUUCGACUCCGCCCGACGUCGUUAGCGACUGGGUUUCUUCCAUGUCGCCUCAUACCGAAAGCCCACGAUGCUUUGCUAUACCGUCAGAAGCGAAACAAGCUACCUGCGAUCGGUCCAUGACUGGUAUCGCUAUGUCCGGCCUCGCUAAAACACCUCUGCCUGCGCUUUCCGAGGGAGACACUUAUCGAAGCCGAACCCACAACACCAACACCAACCAGCAUUGUCAAUCUUCCACAGGGGCUUGUCCAAUUGUCCGCGUCGCAUUUUACAACAAGAAAUACCAACCUAGGUGUCUAGCAAGAACAGCAAGAGCAGAAAUGAAACACGAUGUUUCUAGUUACAAUUUCAAUGGAUGCGCUGCCAGCACCGAGGACGAAAUGACGGAGUGGGAAGACUCUGUCGAAGCUAGCGAGCCACUUGUGAACCAUCUCCAGUUCGGCCGCCGUGUGGAUCUGGAUGGUACGGCAGCCGGUCGUUCUCUCAUCACAGUCAUGUUGGAGCAGUCUGGACUUUGCACUGAUGGCACAAAUGCAGCUGCAUGCGCGGCAUAG